UCCUUCACAAGUAUCAAUUAGUGAUAAAUAUUACAGUCACCAUAAUUGUUUUUGGCCACACACGCCACUACAAAAUACCACGUUUGCUCUUACCUUGUGCCACCAUGUCACUUCACACAACAACCUUUACUUCCUAUCUCCACAACCACAACCACAACACCCCGCGCUCUCGAUUCUCUUCCGGUAGAAAUCAACAAACCACUGAAAUGGGUCUUACCGAUCGCCUCAAGAGAUCGCUGUCUCGCAGGAGCUCGAAUCCGCCAGAGCAGAAGUCUGCUUCAAGCCGCGGCAGCACCUUCCUCUCCCCACAGAGCAACAAUCCAUUCACAUCCGGAUCACCACCUACUCGACGCCCCGAUACUAAUAACACCGCGAGUCUAAGCUCAGCACACGAUCCCCCACCAGCAUACACCGCGGCCCAACCCUCUGCGUCUACGCAGUACCCCGCGGCCCCUAUAGUGACCUCAACAGCCGAUGACGCAUACACAUUCCUUGAGUCUUUCGAUACCAUCUUCGUCAUCGAUGACAGUGGAUCCAUGGCCGGCCGCGGCUGGCGCGAGACGGCAGAAGCCCUCAAGCUCAUCACACCCAUCUGCGCAUCCCACGAUGCCGACGGAAUCGACAUCUACUUUUUGAACCACCCCGACUCCCCGUUCCACAAGAAUGUCACGAGUGCGGGGACAGUCGCGGAGAUCUUCCAGAGCGUGCGACCGAGCGGUGCUACGCCGACCGGUCAGAAGUUGCAUAAGAUUCUCACGCCUUAUCUGAGGAAAUACCAAGAACGUCCCGACUCAACCAAACCCAUCAACGUCAUCGUCAUCACCGAUGGCGUCCCCACCGACGACGUCGAAAGCCCCCUCGUCGCCGUGGCCAAGAAGCUCGAUAAGCUCGAAGCCCCAGCCUGGCAGGUCGGCGUGCAAUUCUUCCAAGUCGGCAACGACAGGGAGGCGCGCGAGCACUUGAAGAAGCUCGACGACGAGAUGAGGGAGAUCUCGGGUGUGUCUGACCUGCGAGAUAUGGUUGAUACUGUUGCAUUCCAGGGCGAUGGCGGUGCGGCGCUUACGCACACCGGUGUGCUCAAGGUGGUGUGUGGCAGUAUCAACCGCAGGUUGGAUAGGAAUUCCAAGGAACUUCAUCGUGGUGGUCUUCGUGGUGAUUAGCCCCAGUUUUUUCUUUUCUGGGGAGAUUGGUGGGGUUGGUGGAUGGCUUGAUUUGCGUGGCCCUCUGAGUUUCGGAUUCAGAAAUAGAGGGCCGGCACAUCCAAAGUUCUCUUCUUGUUCUUCCGCUUCUUGUUAUUCUCUUUUCUCUUUUUUUCUUCACAAGAUUUCACUCCAAGGGUGGGAUAAAUUCCCGCUCUUCCUCUUCCUCUUCUCUUUCUUCUUCUUCAUCAUCCGAUCUAGAUACGGCACUCUUGAGUAUCAGACUGACAACUCAAAGGCCAAGGCAUCCAAAGGUUUCUUCUUCUUUUUUACUUUGUUACAAGAUUUUACUGGGGAUAUCUUUGUAUCCUUCUUACUCCCCCUCCUCUUCUUCUUCUUCUUCAAUUUUUUCAUUGGGAGGCAGACCAUGCGGUCCAUUCUGUUUUUCAUUUUCUGGGCAGAGGACAUUUAUCUCCCCUUGUCCUCUUUUUCCUUAACAUUCUAUAUGCCAUAGGUGUGCAUUUUGAUACCCUGAAUUAUCUUUGUUCGUAGAAAAAACAAAUUGAAUAUAUCAUACGUUAUUUUGAAGAAAUAUAAGAAAGUGGUUAGGAAAUGUUGAACCACUAACUAACCACGUUGGAAAUACAUGUAUACUCGAGAUAUAGUGAAUAAAAAAUCAAAUUAAACAAACAAACAAAAAACGCAACUACAAGUUCUCUCCAUGAACCCUACUAAAAGAAAGAAGAAGAAGAAAAGAAGUCGUUGAAGCAGCAGCUAUCUAAAAACCAAGUCCUUUCGUUCUUCCAGUGUAUUCGAAUCUUCGCCCCCAUUUCAACUCAGUGUUCGUGUUCUCCCGGAUCUAGUACUCACCGUGCAGGGGUUCGUAUUCUGGCCCAGUGAGGACGUUGGUACAUUACUAGGGUCGCUGCUGACUGCAGACACGCU
This is a messenger RNA of Periconia digitata, 2084 nucleotides long. The record is from the annotation of a GenBank genome assembly. Lineage: Eukaryota; Fungi; Ascomycota; Dothideomycetes; Pleosporales; Periconiaceae.